Condylura cristata (star-nosed mole) is the source of this 3447-nucleotide messenger RNA. It is a transcript of the gene ZNF689, whose product is annotated as zinc finger protein 689. The record is from RefSeq and is a predicted model, not a curated record. Gene Ontology annotation, biological process: regulation of DNA-templated transcription. The transcript is spliced from 3 exons. Bases 271 to 1773 code for a protein of 500 amino acids. NCBI's taxonomy places the organism in Eukaryota, Metazoa, Chordata, Mammalia, Eulipotyphla, Talpidae.
UGUGUUCCAGGCAAAGGCGGCGCAGAAGCAGCGCCGCCAUCUUCCCCGAAGGCAUCUUCCGGUGCCUUGCAAUUAAGUUCCAGCGGGAGUUUCCCGAAUAACAGCUAAAGGUUUCCGUUAGCCCCGCAGGAGGCCGAUUUCUAUCCCCCGCGGACCUCUGCAGGCACGCUCAGCCCUGGUCCAGCUGGGGCUUCCAAAUCCCGGGGUCCGCCAGCGCCCGGGCACCGAGGCCCGGGUGGGGAAGUCCCAGGAGCCGUCUUCUCGGGUCCAAUGGCGCCGCCUUCGGCUCCGCUCUCCGCGCGGGGACCAGGAGAGACCGGACCCGGCCGGAGAAGGGGAAGGAGGCCGAGGGCUGUGAGGUUCGCCGACGUGGCCGUGUACUUCUCCCCGGAGGAGUGGGGGUGCCUGCGGCCCAUGCAGAGGGCCCUGUACCGGGAUGUGAUGCGGGAGAACUACGGCCACCUGGGCGCGCUCGGGUGCGCUGGUCCCAAACCAGCCCUCAUCUCCUGGUUGGAACGAAACACUGAUGAUUGGGAACCGGCUGCCCUGGAUCCACGGGAGUGCCCAAGGGGGAUAACAGUCCAAAGAAAAACAAGAACCAGAAAGAAGAAUGGAGAAAAGGAAGCGUUCCCACCUAAAGAGCCCCCACGAAAGGGGAAGCGAGGCCGGCGGCCCAGCAAACCCCGGCUAGUCCCCAGGCAGACGUCUGGAGGUCCCAUCUGCCCUGACUGUGGCUGUACCUUCCCUGAUCACCAGGCUCUGGAGAGCCACAAGUGUGCCCAGAAUCUGAAAAAGCCUUACCCUUGCCCAGACUGUGGACGCCGCUUUUCCUACCCAUCCCUGCUGGUUAGUCACCGGCGGGCACACUCUGGUGAGUGUCCCUAUGUUUGUGACCAGUGUGGCAAACGCUUCUCCCAGCGCAAGAACCUGUCCCAGCACCAAGUGAUCCACACAGGAGAGAAGCCCUACCACUGCCCUGACUGUGGCCGCUGCUUUCGCAGGAGCCGGUCCUUGGCCAACCACCGGACCACACACACAGGCGAAAAGCCCCACCAGUGUCCUAGCUGUGGGCGUCGUUUUGCCUACCCCUCCCUGCUAGCCAUCCACCAGCGCACACACACUGGAGAGAAGCCCUACACCUGCCUGGAAUGCAACCGUCGCUUCCGCCAGCGCACGGCCCUAGUCAUCCACCAGCGCAUCCACACUGGGGAGAAGCCCUACCCAUGUCCAGACUGUGAGCGGCGUUUCUCCUCAUCCUCUCGCCUGGUCAGUCACCGGCGAGUGCACUCUGGGGAGCGUCCCUACGCCUGUGAGCACUGUGAGGCCCGCUUCUCCCAGCGCAGUACGCUGCUCCAGCACCAGCUCUUGCACACAGGAGAGAAGCCCUACCCCUGCCCGGACUGUGGCCGUGCCUUCCGGCGGAGCGGCUCCCUAGCCAUACACCGCAGCACACACACAGAGGAGAAGCUGCACGCCUGUGAGGACUGUGGGCGCCGCUUUGCCUACCCCUCGCUCCUGGCCAGUCACCGGCGUGUUCACUCAGGCGAGCGGCCCUACGCUUGUGACCUGUGCUCCAAGCGCUUUGCUCAGUGGAGUCACCUGGCACAGCACCAGCUCCUGCACACCGGAGAGAAGCCUUUCCCCUGUCUAGAGUGUGGCCGCUGCUUCCGCCAGAGGUGGUCUCUGGCUGUCCAUAAGUGUAGCCCCAAGGCCCAAAAUUGCAGCCCAAGAUCUGCUAUAGGGGGGCCCAGCCAGAAGGGCAAUGCCCUUUAGAAUAAAAGAAGGCCUGUGUAAGGUCAUUGCAUUUCAUGGAGGGGCCCAGAGAAGAUAAAGAGAAGCCCCAGGUCAUACAGGGCAAAAUCAGAACUUAAAACCCAGGUUUCUUGCUACACAAACCUGAAGUUUAGUAUUUCCCACCACACUGGCUGCCUGUGUGUGAGACUAGAACAUGGUCCCAUUAGGAGAGGUGCCCUCAUGUGAUUCAAGUUUCUACGUUACCCCAUCCUAACAGAAUUUGUGUGUGGAUAUCAGGGUUAAAGUGGUGGUCUGUUUUUUUCUAGGUUUGCAUACAGGGAUUGUCUGUCCCCUUGCAUGUAGUUCGGAGAACUCUGUUCAUAGGGGACAGAAUCCUCCUACUCUGCCUCUUCAAACCAGAUUUAAACACGCUUAGUUUAGCCUCCUUUUACCACACUUCUGCCAAAUGGUCUUCUACCCUUGCUUUAAAAUCUCCUUUGACAGGGAGCUCACUACCUCACAAGGCAGGUCAGUUCAUUGUGGGAUAGUGCUGACCUCUAUAAGGCUGUUAAAUACUACCUUAUCCUUCCCUGUAAGCCUUCCCCACGAUUGCUACCUGGCAAUUCUUCAGAUAACAAUCACAACUUUACCCUCAUGUUUUUAGGUUGGAUAGCAUUAACUUUGCAUUCCUGAAAGGCAGGAUUUUAAUUCUUGAUAAAUGAUCUCUUUCCAAACAGGUGUUUUUUGAUGUUCCAGUUAAAGGGUCAUAACAAAAAUAAGCCAGCAUGACAGUGUAUACUCUGUACCUGCUUGGUCUGUAUUUGUUUUGACAGUUCUAGCUCGCACUGGAUUUGGGGAGAAGCUCUAUGUUAUUUAGAGCUUAUUAGGCUGCAGAUGCCUAAAUAUGUAAGCUCUUUUAAACCACAUGUUGUAAAGUCAAGUCUUCUGCACUUGUGUCUAGAAAACUGAUUGAAUUGGAUCUGAGACAUAAGUGCCAUGAGCUUUGGGAGAUUUGUUGUAAGGAAAAGCAGGGGAGCUAUGGCUUAGCAUAAGAAGUCAACAUGGCACUGGGCUCUUGUAUUUUAUGUAAUGGAUUAAGAUUAGUUUCAGGCAGUCAGUGGCUGGAAAAUCCUUGAGAACUGGGUCUGUUUUUUUCCUGAUUCUCAUCAGGAGACAUCAGUACAGAAUGUUCCAUGAAUCCUUAGUCAACAGUUUUUUCAUAAAAUGAAUUGAGGCCAUUCAAGAAAAAUAGAAGGGUAACUGAGUACAAAGCAGGAAGAGUCUUCAGUUAUCAAAUUGUGUUCAUGGUCUCUCUCUCACUUAAGCUCCAGGGCAGUGGCAGUGAUGUGUCUUAAUCUUUGACAGGCCUCCAUGGCACCCCUCCCUGAGUUAAUGCGUAGAGUAAGGCUUUAUUGAGUUAAGAGGAAUGGGCCUACCAUUUUGCCUUGUGUAACUGCACCAAAUCAGAAUUUCUAAAUAUGCCAUAUCUCAAAUUCCAACAGCUGGAGUGGUUCACUCAUCUUAUCCCUAAUACUUCUUCCUUUAGCUCUCCUGAUCUCAACCUCAGAGUAGGAGAGCAGCUGGGAAACUGGCUUUUGUAAUUAUCUCCUUUCUGGUAUUUAGCAAGUUGCUUGUAACUUUUUUUCCUUGGUUGGUAAGCAACCUUAAAGAGUCAUACCAGUUUGGGUCUCAUUAAAAUGUAUGAAUAACUUA